Molecule: messenger RNA, 1491 nt
Organism: Arachis duranensis
Lineage: Eukaryota; Viridiplantae; Streptophyta; Magnoliopsida; Fabales; Fabaceae
Exons: 5
Coding region: 369-1205 (278 amino acids)
Biological process (GO): protein modification by small protein removal
Molecular function (GO): peptidase activity
Source: RefSeq, a predicted model, not a curated record
GGGGCAUGUUGCCACCCCUAUAAUAACAUCCACCAAACCUAGUAUGUAGGUUCUUCUGGAAGGUAUUAGACGCACACCAUACAAGGGGUGGGAAUAGAAGAUUCAGAUCUUAAGUCUCAACGGCCAACGCCCCUCUAUUUAAAGGAAUGCACCGCUUUCAAUGUUCCAAUUGCUUGUAGCAUUGAAACUCCUCUCAUUUCGCGCUACCUUCUACAAUCUUUCGCGUAUUCUUACUUGCCUUCGCACAUUGUUAGUUCUCUCUGGUAUAUUCUACGGAAAUUAACUAUGAUGUUCUUGAGGUCUAUUUGAUUAUAUCAAACACCACACAGUUUAUAGGAGGCUAACUAGUUUAUAUUCAACUGCAGUAGAUGGCUGAGGAGGGUUACAGGGUUACUCUAAAUAUUUAUGACCUAAGCCAAGGACUUGCUCGUCAGCUUUCAACUACUUUCUUGGGGAAAGCCAUUGAGGGCAUAUGGCACACUGGAAUUGUGGUUUAUGGUAAUGAGUAUUACUUCGGUGCGGGCGUGCAACAUUCUCUUGCUGGAUCAACACCUUAUGGAACACCGCUUAGAGUGGUAGAAUUAGGUGUCACACAUGUCCCCAAGGAUGUGUUUGAAAUGUAUUUGCAGGAGAUUAGUCCCCGUUACACAGCCGAGACAUAUAGUUUGCUUACGCACAAUUGCAACAACUUUACCAAUGAAAUUGCCCAAUUUUUGGUUGGUUCAACCAUUCCGGAAUAUAUCCUACAACUCCCUAAUGAAGUAAUGAGCAGCCCAAUGGGUGCACUUAUAUUGCCCAUGAUACAGAAUUUGGAGGCAACGUUGAAGUCAGGUGGAGUUCCUCAGGUACCGCAAUUUAGGCCUCCAACAACUAGUCCUUUGCAACCUCCCUUGACUAACACUGCAAAGACUAGUGUUCCUAACUCGUCCACAGAUGAUGGAUCAAAAAGCGGAGAUGAUAAAUCUAAGACGACCGGAAACUCAAUGUCACCCUCUGCGAAACCAACAAGCGAGGCACAACAAAUGUCAUCUCCUAAAGGGGUUACAGGAGAUCCCCUUGGUGAUGCUCGCAGUAAGGUUCAAGAUGAGAUCGUCAAAGAGUUUGCAGCAAUUAUGGCAACUGGGACAAUGCGUGCCAGCGAGGCUGCAGCCCUUGCCACUAAAAGAGUUAUGCAAAGAUAUGGGCAAACUGUGGCGUCAUCGUGAGUGCUAGUAACUCUAUCUUUGAAGUGAGUUUCAAUUUUCCUCACUGGCAAUGUUGUUUACCUAAUUGAUCAUUGAUACCCUACUGGGUUCCAGAUUACCCUAUAUACUAAUGCUAGUAUCUAUCUCAAGAUCAGGGCAAGCAAAAUGCAUUUUGCCCCUUGGGUUUUCGUGCCUUGUCAAAGGAUUGAAUAUAUUUUGUGUUGUCAUUUAUUAAUUAAAAUUGUGACGAACAUUUUCUAACGAUUCUACUUUUCUUGGAAUGCAUUCUUUUAAAGUAGUAUUUUAA